This is a messenger RNA of Naegleria gruberi, 2046 nucleotides long. RefSeq lists its product as uncharacterized. Lineage: Eukaryota; Heterolobosea; Eutetramitea; Acrasida; Naegleriidae. Gene Ontology annotation, biological process: nucleocytoplasmic transport; activation of GTPase activity. Gene Ontology annotation, molecular function: GTPase activator activity; small GTPase binding. The coding region runs from base 1 to 2046 and encodes 681 amino acids. The transcript has 3 exons. The record is from RefSeq and is a predicted model, not a curated record. Gene Ontology annotation, cellular component: perinuclear region of cytoplasm; nucleus; cytosol.
AUGUUCAGCAAUUUGAUUGUGAAAACAGCUUUCUUGUUGGCCACACUAUUGUUAAUUUGUUUCUUUAGUGCUGCUGUGUUGGCAAGCGACUCAGCAAAUCAUGAAAGAAGAAGUGUCCAAGUGAUUACUUUGGACACUGAAAGAAUUUCGUCCAAAUCUCGAAAGAUUAGAUCCAAUAUUAGAAGACUCAAGUGUAGAAAUAACAAGAGUCCUGGAUUUAUUGUCCAUGUGAUUGGAAAGAAACCAAAGAAACCAUGUAAGAAACCAAUUAGAAAACCAACUAAACCUUGCAAGAAACCUAAGUGUUUCUUCCCUCCUCAAAAUAUCAUUCUCAAUGUUCCAAUGAUUAAACCAAUUAUACCACCUCCUCAAACAAUCAUUAUCCAACAACCUGCAUCUGCCUCUGCUUCUUCCUCCAGCUCAGCAUCUUCCAAUGGAGGAAGUAGACAAAACAGGACCAAGACCUAUUCCAAUUCCUCCAGUCCAAAUCCAGUCCCACCAAUUCCAAAUCCACCCCAACCGAAUCCUCCAACUCCACCAAUUCCAAUUCCUUCACCAAAGCCAAUUCCUCCAAAUCCAAUCCCUUCACCAAAACCUGUUCCACCAGUGCCACAUGAAUCACCAAAACCUGUGCCACCAGUUCCUUCUCCUAAACCACAUCCAGAUCCUAGACCUUCUCCUAGACCUAAUCCUGUUCCAAUUCCACAAGAAUCUCCAAGACCUAUUCCAAUUCCUCCAAAACCAGAAAUAUCCAUAAAACCUAAUCCUCCAAAAAAGGAAUGUUAUCCAGGAUAUGUUCAUACUCAAUUCACAGUCUUUAAGCAAUGUGAUACAAGAUGGGGAUCUCUCAAAUUAGGAAGUGGAAGUUCAACAAUUUGUAAAGCUGGUUGUCUUCUUUCGGCCAUUACUUCUGGAUUGAAAGGUUUGGGAAGAACCGAAUGGACACCAAAAGAAAUGAACGAAUGGUUGAAGAAAAAUCGUGGUUUCAAGGAUGGAAACUUAUUUAUCUGGGCAUCCAUUAACAAACAAUUUGGUGUGAAAUUCUCAGGGAUAACCACUGACAUGUCUGUAACUAUUCGAAACUUGUGUGAAGGAAGAAUGGUCAUCUUGAAACUAAUCAAACCACCUGGAAAGAAGACUGAACAUUUCGUUUUGGCCACUGGAUACGAUUCUCAAACCAAGUCAUUCUCAGUUGUAGAUUCUGCCUUUGAUCGUUCAAAGAGCAUUGCACGAUGCGAGCAUUUAAGGAGGCUUCAUGUUGUGUUUUGUAAAAUUUCUGAUAGAGAAAUCAGUGUAAUUUCACAAAUGAAGCAAUUGAAAGAACUUAAUGUUUCUGGAAAUAGAUUUAGUUUUGAAUCAGUUUGUAAAAUUAAAGAUAUGAAGCAAUUGACUAUUCUGGACAUGUCAUACACUAAGCUCAAAUGUUUGGAUGUGGAGGUAGUUAGUGGGAUGAGAAAUUUAACCUCUCUCAGAAUUAAUGAUAAUGAUCUUGGAAUACAAGGAGCAGAACUCAUUGCACAAUUAGAUCAAUUAAGAGAGCUUUUCAUUGGCAGCAAUAACAUUGGUGAUGAAGGAAUGUAUUCAAUAAGCCAUAUGAAGAAUUUAACCAAACUAGAUGUUAGUAGUAAUGGAAUUGGAGAGGAAGGAGCCAAUUCAAUUAGCCAACUGAAAGGCUUGACAUUUAUCAAUGUUGGUUUCAAUUUAAUUGGACAACAAGGAGCAGAAUCAAUCGGUGAACUUGAACAAUUGACAACACUUUUGAUCAAUAAUUGCGAAAUUGGCCCAACUGGAGCAAAAUUUAUCAGCAAAAUGCAACGCGUAACUGAACUAGAUAUUUCACUCAAUGAUAUUCAAGACGAAGGAGCACACUACAUUAGUGAAUUAGAGAAAUUAUCUAUUUUAUAUGUAAAUAACAAUGAAAUAACGGAUGAAGGACUUAAGGCAAUCACACAAAUGAAGAAUUUACAAUUAUUAGACGUGAGUGGAAACAAAAUUAGUGAUGAAUUUUCCAAACAGACUAAUACUGACAUAGUAUUUUGGUGGUAA